Messenger RNA from Aspergillus campestris IBT 28561, 863 nucleotides. RefSeq lists its product as uncharacterized. The transcript has 2 exons. The record is from RefSeq and is a predicted model, not a curated record. Bases 71 to 676 code for a protein of 201 amino acids. NCBI's taxonomy places the organism in Eukaryota, Fungi, Ascomycota, Eurotiomycetes, Eurotiales, Aspergillaceae.
UAAUCCUGCCCUCCUGCAUGGCCCCGUUCCUGGCAGCGGUAACCAUACCGUACGAGCCAUACGCAUUGGAAUGGAAGUGAAACCCGCCAAGUCUCCAACUUUCUCUCUUCAUUCCCCUCUCCUUUUCUCUCUCUCUCUCUCUCUCUCUCUCUCUCUCUCUUCUUUCUUCUCUUUCUUCUUUCCUUUCUCUCCAUCAACCCACUCGCGAUCGGUCUCAAGUCCAUCGACUCGUUCACUCGUUUAUCCUCUUUUCUUUCUGCGUCAUUUCUCUUCUCCAAUCCUCAAUUCUCUCCCGCAUCCUCCAUUCCUUCCUCAGCCUGGUGCUGCCUCUGCUUCUUCCCCGUGCCUUUCUUACCUUUCUUACAUCUCUGCAAGGGGUCCUUUUGUUAUUGUCGACGCCAUCCAGGAACUCUCGCCCUGUCUCAAGUUGAUUAUCACCUUAUAUGAUCCUCCUUUUAUAUUGCACCGUGUUUGUUUAAGGUUAUUACACCCACGCUGCCUGGUUCUCGACGUCGUGCCCGCUCGGCUCCAGCCUCGUCAUCUGACUCCGCCCCCAUUGUCGCUCUCUCAAGCUCGAUCCUUUUCAUCUCGUCAAUCGUAUCCCUUGUCCACCCACCCUGACCUGUGGGUUUCCCUCGACUUCAUCGUGACGACACUCGCACUCGCCCGUGGAUAAAGAGCCGGCCGGAUUCAUCAAACAAGGAACGGGUCUUGUUCUCUCGUCGCCGCACAUCGACUCGACCUAUUUAUUCGUCCGCCGUCCCAUUCAUGGUGACGUAUUCCUCGUCUGCUCCGUCCUUCCAAAAACCAGCCCCGUACCUGAAUUCCUCCGCCAAAAUGGUCCGAUUCCAACCGAGUAAUAU